This is a messenger RNA of Spodoptera litura, 10130 nucleotides long. RefSeq lists its product as uncharacterized. Gene Ontology annotation, biological process: transcription by RNA polymerase III. NCBI's taxonomy places the organism in Eukaryota, Metazoa, Arthropoda, Insecta, Lepidoptera, Noctuidae. Gene Ontology annotation, molecular function: protein binding. Gene Ontology annotation, cellular component: transcription factor TFIIIC complex. The record is from RefSeq and is a predicted model, not a curated record.
CUGACGGUCAGCGUGCAGUCAGCGCGACUCUAAAACCAACCAAUACAUUUUUAUGGUACGGUAGGUCGUGCUGGCCUGGCAGAAUUGGAUCGCAAAUCGGAAUGCUUAUUGCUGGACAUAAAAAUUCUUGUGCAUACCAUACACUACACAAACUGUAUCUAAAAAUAAUUCAGACAUAAAUAUGAAUAACACCCACUAUAUUCAAUACUUUAAGUUUAAAGAUGCUAAAAAUUAAAUAGGCAAAAAACGGUAAACAAUGUAAUCGGUAUUUAUAAUCUGUGACAAUGUCGUGGAUGGCGCCAUCUGUUGAUCAACAUAAAAGUGGUUCGGAAUGUCAACUUGGCAACAUAACUUUUACUGCUAUUUUUACUGAUAUUAGUUAAAAAUGAAUCCUAUUCCUAGUGGGAUAAGGAGCUAUAAAUGUUACUUUGAACUUUGUUAAGAAUAGAACUUCGUAUGAGCGAUCAUAACCUAAGAUCUUAAUUUUCAUGCGAAUUCGCUUUCAUUUUACAUCGUGUGAAGUGGUUGUAAGUUCAUACAAUUAAUACAGAUGUGAAAUACAUUAAACAAAGAUUUAGUAAGUGUUGAGUGUCUGUGGUUUUCAUUAUCAUACACCGGUAAUGUGUUUUGUGUAAAAAUGUCAAGAAUUAUCUUCGAAAUGUAGGCUGAACGUCUGGCGUCGAAAAAUUUCGAGCUUAUUUGAAGAACUGAACAUGGAAUUGAAAAUGAAUCAAUGAUAAUAUGUUGAAAAAUGGAUACUAAAAGUCUUCAGAAAAAUAAGCAACCAAAAAAGAUGAAAUCUGCAAAGGAUAAGCAUGAAGUAUUUGUACUUCCUCCGGACCUUUUGAAGAAACUUGGUAUUAGUAUAGGAAACAUUAAUGUGAACCAAGUGAAUUCUUCUACACCUGCCAUCGAGCUGCCCAGCUCUGACAAUAUCAAUGAUGGGUACUUCGAAAAUAUUUCAGACCGAAAUUGUAGUCAGAUGCCAUCUGACACCUCUAUUUUGGAAACUGCAACAUUAAUGAAAAAAUCGGUGUUUCUGAGUCCUACAUUUAUUCCAACUAUUGCUAAUGGUAUUCCUGAAGAAGUUAAAAUUGCAAGCAAAAGUUUUGUUCCAGAAACUGUUUCUGCAACUAACUUGGUAGGCACGGAACCUGUGAGCUCCAUUGAGGUUUUGAAUGUCUCUAAUAAUACUACAGAAUGUCUCAGUGGAAAUAAUACUGAUUUACACUAUGAUAUAUCCUUCAAUGGAGUACCAACAUCUUUGAUUGGAAAUGAAAUGGAAAUCGAAGAAAACAUGAAUGUGGUAUUAGAUGAUCAUCUAGCAGAAAUAGCAAACAGCUGUAUUAAUUCUUUGGUUGAUAACCAAUCAUUUGAAAUUAACAGUGAUAUAGAAUUGACCGUAAAUUCCACAGACUCAGACCCCAAUCUAUUGUCUUAUAAUCACUCUAACAAAGAAAUUCCCAUAUCAAAUACAUCUAAAAUAAACAUUAUCUCUGAAGAAACAAUCCCUCUUUCAAAACUUAAGGAACUGAAAUCAUUAAAAUUAUGUGAUGUGAAAAAUUUAACCCCCAUUACAGUGCAGUCAGUAAUUGAAGCAAAAACUAACCAUGAAAUCAGUAAGUCUGAAGAACAGAUUAAUAUUUCAAUCCUUACAGUGCCUUUACAAAAUAAAAAUACUAAAUCAAGCUCAGAUUUAGAGGAGAAUCUUGAAAGCACACUGACUGAAACCACAAUUAACAAAAUAACAGAAAACACACCAGUUGUGAUUGAGGAGACUAAUAAACCCACUAACAACAAAUCAGGAACAAACGAAUCAUGUAACAAAAAGAAAAUACAUUCAAAUAAAAAUAAUAAUAAAUCUAAUAUUGUUAAGGAUGAUUGUAAUGUAAGUGAUAUUAUUAAAUCAGACAAUGUGUCAGACGGUCCAUCGAAGUUUGAAACAAUAACUAAAAUGGUUACCACAGAAAUAGAUAAAAACGAAAAUAAUUUCCAGAAUUGUAAUGGAAAGCCUCAUGAGAAAGAGGAUUCCAAUUUAGCUCGGUCUGUAAAACCUAAUAUUGUUAAAAAUAAAGAAUCAAAUGAUGUGGAAACAAAUAUUACUGCACAAACUGUUAUUGAGCAAAAACAUGGCAAGGAACCUCAAGUAAUGUCUAAAUCGAAAUCUACAAAUAAAAAAGACCGUAAACAGUCUGAUACAGAACCCAAUGAUGAGAAAUCAGAACCUCUUGAGUUAGCUAGUAUUUUAAAUGCAACAAAAAAAUUGGCAGAUAAUAAUGCAGAAAUUAAAGUAGAGAAAGUUAAGGAGAUAGCUGCAUAUUUAAAGAAGUUUUCCCACAUUUACACAGACAAAAAUAAAUCGAAGAAAGCUUUUCUUAACGUUCCAAAUAAUAAGAAAACAAUUAAUUCAAAGACAAAUACAACUGAAUCGAAAUUAUGCAUCCAAGGAGUAGAAAAGCCUGGUGGAAACAAAAAAGAUAAAGAACACACUGGUGAGUGCAAGGUCGUUAAAACCUAUGCUAGGCAAAUUAUUCCAAAACAGAGUAAUAAGUUCACACCUAAGUUGCAUGAGAACGUAAAACAAGAUGUGAUGGUGGACCAGAAUUUGGAUGCAAUAAAUAUUGUGACAUCUAAUAAAACCCAGGAAUUUUGUUUGUGUUAUGAUUUUGGCCGUUUAGCUUACUAUGAUAGUGAUAAUUCAUAUGAGCACAUACAUUUUAAGAAUAAUAAUAGUGCUAAUUGUGAAUUAGCUACAAUAUUUUCUAUACACAGUGAUGAGCCAGUUGUAAAUAGCGAUGGAAGUGACGUAGAUAAAGAGGAUAAGACUGAAGAAAAUGUAGAUAAUUCUAUUUGUUGGAAUUUAUUUCAAAACGAAUUUUGUGAAAAUAUAGAUGAUUCUGAACCAGAACCAGUGGUUCAUGAUUGUGUUGUAGAUGAAUGUAAUGAUACUUCUAGUGACAUUCAAGUGUCACCUGUUAAUAAUACAGUUCCGGCUACAAAUGAUGGAAUUGUGUCUGAUAUUCAGCCUGAGGUGCAUAUUGUAAAUAAUUCUGAUAUUAUUUUAGACACCAAUGACCAUGAUAUGGUUGAAGCUGAAACCAAAAAAUGCAAUAGUGUUAUAGAUGUAGGCAAGCCUUUGAGUACUAAUGUACAUGAUAGUAGCAGUUCUGCAGACAGUGGGCAUACAAAUACUACACAGGGAAGUCCUCGAGCUAAUGUUAUGCCCACUGCACCGCAAACAAAGCCAGAAUCUUCAGAGAUAAGUAACAUCUUGCCACAGACGUCCAAACAUGAUGCGAGUAAUAAGGAAGUUCAGAAAACUCCUGCCCAGGAAGCAAAAGUUGCUGCAACUAAACCUAUUCAAAAGAAUUCUCGAAAGCGAAGUUUCAUCGGUAAAGAUAAGGGUGAGCCGUCUUCAAAGAAGAAUAUAAAAUGUGCAAUUUGUGAAGACUUGUUUUCUCAUGCAGAAUGGGAAGACCACGUGGCCAAUGAGCAUGAUUUAAUUGCUUGGCAAGUGGGUGGUCGUAUUUAUUUGGACGAUCGAGAUUUAGUGCGCAAGUUGAAAGAAAAGUUGAAAGCCGAGGGCAAGUUGGUGUGUAGUUUAUGCGGCAUGACAACGAACAGAUUUAAUCGGUUCAACGAUCAUGUUAAAUACUGUAUAAAGAAAAAGAUGUCAGGGGAAAGUGAAAAGGUAGAAAAGCCAACGCGCAAAUCUAGAGCGCCAUUGGAAGAAAACGUGACUUGUGGUGUGUGCGAUAAGAUCAUGCUGUCGGAUAGGUGGUAUGACCAUAUAAGCAGGGAUCAUAACUAUUUGGCGUGGCAGAAAGGAGAUACUCCUAUAGAUUUGUCAAAUGAGUCAGCAGUUUGGGCACAUUUGCAGAAUAUAAUUAGGGCUAAAGGGACGCUGACAUGUUGGAAGUGUGGGUUCAAUCGCAGCCGUGCUAAGCUAUUUCUGGCGCAUGUAAAGACUUGUGAUGGCACUAGGCAUUUACUGGAUGAUUCUGCGACGGGUGCGGAUUUGAAUGGGCCAGUUACUGAUGAUACUGCCUUAGGUCAAUCAGGAGGAAAGCGUACGGUGAAUUGUGGAGUGUGUAAAACGGAGAUUGUAAACUCAGCGUGGAUAGACCAUAUAUCGAAGAAACAUAAUUAUUUGGCCUGGCCACAAGGACAUACUCCUAUGGAUUUCGGUGAUGAAGAAGUAGUGUGGAAUCAUUUGCAACAGUUUGUGAGGAGAUAUGGUGGACUGACAUGCCACAAAUGUGGCAUCGUGCGUAAACGAGUCAAAUUGUAUUUGACUCAUAUUGACGAGUGUGAUGGUUCUGCAGAUAGCCAAGCGGACAUGGACGAAAGUUUGAAUACUACAACCCAGUCCCAGUCAACUGAUGGCUGGUACGAAGUGCCAGUAGUACAGGAAGAAAGGAAAGUCAUUAAAUGCGGAGUUUGCCACGAAGAGGUUUCUAUCGUGGACUGGAUACAUCAUAUUGGCAAGGAACACAAUUAUCUGGCGUGGAGAGAUGGUUACAAACAAGUGAAUCUAGAAGAUGAGUCUGCGGUAAAAAUGCAUCUCCUCGAUAUUUCUAGAGAGAACAAUGGUUUAAAAUGCUUCAAAUGUGAGAAAAAGAUCAAGUACCCCAAAGUAUACUUGCAACAUAUAAAAGAAUGCGUCGUUGGCACGGAUACUUCUUGUAGUUGGAUUGAAGAAUUUAGUCAAAAAGAAGUAAAAGAUGAGAUUUUAACCUGCGGCGUGUGCGCAGCUCAAGUAGAAGGCUCUGAAUGGAUCACGCAUAUAGAGACUGUGCAUCAAUACUUGGCGUGGGUUGAGGGACAACCACCUAUUGACCUUAAAAACCAGGCAGCCGUACACCAGCACUUGUACGAAAUGACUAAAGUGUUGGGAGGUCUGGUCUGCCAGAAGUGUGGACUCAAGAGAAAGUACGUUAAGUCGUACCAGGAACAUGUAGCGACAUGCCAGGGGAAAAAGAAAUUUACUGAGGUGUCUGUGGAGUUAAUGUGUAAAGAUAUCAUAGAGUGUGGUGUGUGUGGGAAAACAAUGCCUCCCAAAGAAUGGAAGAGUCACUCCAUGCGUGAACAUUACAACAUCGCUUGGGUCGUUGGAGAUCCUCCCAUUGAAAUAAACAACCCCUAUGCAGUGGAGAGUUAUCUAAAAGAAUACCAGUAUACUCACCACAAGUUGAUUUGUAAGGUGUGUGGUAUCAGCAGAGUGUCCUACGUCGGGUUCUACGCGCACAUCAUUGUAUGCGGGAAGUCGGAAAUGGAAACUGAGAUAUAUAAAAGCACGUGCGAGAUAUGCAACAAUAAGUACUUGCGCAUAUACAAGAGUCAGCACAUGACUAUGCAUAAAGAGAAGGAACUGGCGUUAGAACGCAGGAUACAAGCAGAAAAAGAGAAAGAGUUGAAGAGAGAGGAAGAACUUAACGAUGACAUCAUUCAUACUGGACGCAGGAAGGCAGCAGAAAAAGCAAAGAACGUGAUUGAAAAGUAUAAAAACAGUCUUCACCAUGGAAGCCAUAAUUGUGCGAAGUGCAGAUUCAGUACAGAUGUUGAGAAAGAGUUGUUAGAUCAUGUAUGUGUGGAUAAAUGGGAUGAUGGAAGUGACUCCGAUGUUUCUGUGAAGUUGGAAAUGUGUUCUGAAGAGGAAACGGAUUCUGAAUCCGAUACUGAGGUGGACUCCAAUAUAUCUGAGGAGGAACAGGAAGCUCGCGAGGAAUUCGCGAUCAAGAAGAAGAAGAAGCAUUCGGAUAACCAUGCGCAAAAAAUAAUUCGAUUACCAUACCAAGUCAAGAAUAUUACCCUUUAUAUGAAGAGAAGUACUGAAGAAUUUAAAGAGAGGUAUCUGACAGAUGAGGUUUUGUUCCCGAUGUGGCAUAAAUGUUUGUUGGAGGAAGUGCCUGAGAAUGAGAUCAUUAAUUACAUGCCGCCACUUGAAGAGUCCUGUAAAGUCAGGUUUAGCGAUAUCCAGGACUGGAUGACAUUCAAACGAUUUGAAGCGCGGAGCACUAAAGAUUUCUUAGUAAUGUUUGUGGGUGCGAGUAUUCAAGCUAUAUCGUGGGCACCUCCGAACCCAGACACGGAGUUAGCUUGCGGCCAGUCUCAGUUCCUGGCCGUGGCAGUGCAUCGCGGGCCUGACGCACCGCGCCACGCUUGGGACACUACGCCGGUUGAACCGGGGCUUGUGCAAAUAUGGGACUGUGGGAACUUGAUUUCGUCUACAAUACGAUUUGCGCUUGGGAUAACGCACGACUUUGGAACAUUCUGGGCCAUCGACUGGUGCCCGUCGGGAGUAAGGGAUAUGGUCGAAGUCUUGCCCAAUACAAAUAAUAUGCAACGACUCGGGUUACUCGCUGCGGCCUGCUCUAAUGGAACCGCUUACAUCUUCGCUGUACCAUACCCAUCAACUGUAACAGAGAAGGAACAGCCUUUUUAUAAACUGAAGCCGGUUGUUGAACUCAGAUUAACAAAUGGAAAUAGAAAGGUUUAUCAGGCCACUGCUAUCAAAUGGUCUAUGCAAAAAGGACAUUCUCAAGUAAUAGUUGGGUAUGCCGAUGGUACUACGGCGUACUACGAUUUGAACAGUGACUCGCCCCUACUACGAAUCAUAGAAAAUGACGUGACAAUAUUUUACCCCUACCACGAUGAACGCGCCCAGAAUGCCCCCAUCGAGGACGUGGCGGUGUACCCGGGGGCGCGCGACGCGGCGUGCGUGGGCAGCGCGGGCGGCGCGGGCGGCGUGGGCGGCGCGGGCGGUGCGGGCGCGGGCGCGCUGCAGUCGCACGUGGCGGCGCUGCGCGUGCUGUACCCGCCGCACUGGCCCGCCGCGCUGCUCGCCGGGGACGACUGUCUCGUAAACCAGUCCAUCAACGAGCUGGAGUGGUGGGGCGGCGGGCGCAGACUGGGCGGGUCGAGCCGCGCGGCGGGCUGCCAGUGGUGCGGCCGCGUGGUCUCCGCCGCGCCGCCGCUACUCAAACUGCUUAGGCUACAUCCUUGCUUCCCUGAUGUGUAUAAACAGGUUAUAGGAAAGUUCCAAAUGAUUCCACUUGGAAAUAAACGCAAGCGUCAAACGGACGAUCUGUCUUUGGUAGUGGAGCCGCUCACGUACUCCGAAUCCGCCAAGAAGUACGGCCUCCAGUUCCAACAGAUCACUGCCAGAGACCGGUCUUCACAACAGAAGCUGUCUGCGUUGCCACGAGAAGCAUUCCCUGAGCGUUUCCCGCUGUCUGACGUGGCAGCCAUGGCGUUCUGUCCCAUCCUAAAACAACAUCAGAAGUUAGCUGUGGCCAUGCACGCCGGACUCAUCAUCAUCAUGAACGUAUGAUACUCGUUUACACAUAGUACCUAAUAAAUAUUUACAAAAAGAAAUUCGUAUGUAAUAUCUUGAUCAAGCUAAACCCGUCUGAAAUUAAUAAGCAAUCUUGACCCAAUUUUUGAUGAUCUUGAUGGACGUUUUCAGUUUAUAAAUUAGGUGAAGCGCUUCAAAUACAAGUCAAUGCGUUGAUUUUUGGUGCUAUCUAAGAAUAAUAGAGAUUGUGAUCCAUUAUUAAUUUCGGCGUAAGUACAGCUCAGCAUUAUACCGCCGACCAAUAUUUAUUUGGCAUCAGAUUCAAAUUGUGUAACCUUUCGGAUGCCAGGGGUGACUCUUUGGAUAAGACUAUUUAUAAAAUAUGUAAUGCAAUGUUAUCGAAAUGAUUGAGUGAAUGACAUUUAAUUUAGGUAUAUUAUCGUGAGUUCCUAAAUUGGAAGUGUGUUUGGUUGAAUGUCUGUGUGCUAUGGUGGUUUUAUAUUAUAACGGUAUUUAUGUGGCCUACGUGUUAUAAUUGUAUUAUGCGACCUGAACGACACAUAGCGUUCGAUCACAACAGUAAGCAACAUUGGCCCGUCUAUAUGUAGUAGUGUGAGUCACUGCUGUCAAGAUGAUGCAAGCGAUGUGUCGAGUUUGAUUCUUAUAUCAGUUAUAUCUGAACACAGAAGACAGUUAUCAUGAAUGAAUGGUUAGGAGAAUACCAAAGACAAAACGUAGAAUCUAAAAUUACAAGGAGUAAUCAUUGCUAGCGUUUUAUAAGGUGAAUCAAAUCAAGAAAAGAGAGCAGCACAAAAGGCGUAUUUGUUGGGGUUGAUUUAAGUGCUUCCAGUACAUGUUAGGUAGAUUUGCUGUGACAGCAUGAUUAAGGAAUUUAGUUGGGAGAUUUUGGAUGUACCGGCGCAUGAUGAAAUGCGAGAUAACGUAAGGUUGUACGCAAAAAAGUCGAGAUAGGAAGAUGGUAUCUGCGAUCUCCAUAUAUACCAGUUUCUAUUGGUUAUUGAAGGAAUAGGCUUGGUGGAUAGCGUGCUGUUAUGUCCAACAUAUCUUGCGAUGGACGUUAUCGGUAUGAGUGAUUACUUUGUUUGUGACCGAUAGGAGAAACGUCAUACAGUAAAGAGAAAUAUUCGUUUCAAUGCCGGUCCUGACUAAUGGUUCCGUGGGCUAAGCUUAGCGAGACAUUAGCUCAGUGGGUACUACGUUUUAUUAAUGGACGUAAAAUUAUUGAACAUAACUAUUUGUUAUUGUAUUUAAAAUAAUAAGAAUAAUCGAUGUUUUAGUAUUUAUGUUUUGCCGGAAAAAAAUAACGAAUUCUUGGAACGUGGAAAUGUAUAAUUGUUUUUAUAAAUCUGACCACAAACUCAACUUGUUUUAAUGUAUGUGAAUUAUCGACUGUCUAACAUAUUUAUUAUUAUGCAUGUCUGUGCAUAUAGUUUUUUUAAGAUUAAUAACAUAAUUUUUAAAGUUUUAUAAUAGAAUAUAAUUUUAUUCUUACAAUAUUAUGUUGUUAAUUUAUAUUUUUUUGUUUUGCAAAAAUGGUCGAUAGUCUGAUGAUGUCAAAUGCCGCUAAAGGUAAAUGUACCUAUAUAUUCCUAAGUUGUAUUUAUUACUUACUUGUUUAAGGAUUUUAAUGUUAUGUGAAAUCACAUAUGUAAAUUUUAUUUUUGUUAUGUGUAAAUAUGUAUAGGUUGGAUAUCCGGUCGCGACCUUACUUUGAUUUUGCUAUGAAAAAAAUAUAUGGAUAUGCCUUUUAAAGUAAAGUAUUUUUGAACAGUUUGCAAAAUACCGUGUAGUUUAACAUAACCUGAAUAUACAAGACAUUUAGUUUUACACUACCAGUAAAUCAUUUUCGAUCAGUACGAAUAAUUUUAUUUUACUGGUAAAGGCAUAUCCAUAAUUAUAUGUGCUCGUUCAAAUAAUGAAACAACUAAUCCAGCGGCCAAAUAUCGAAUCUAUAAAAUGUUGCAUCUUGUUUCAAACUUCUGUAAGUUCGUGGGUAAUCUGUGAAAACUGUUUUUUAUUACUUUCUGUAGGUACAGACUACAAUAUUUACAUAAUAUUAUUGCAUUUACAUAUUUUUUACAAUAGCAACAUUUUAACAACGAAAAUUAACUUUACACUGCUAUGUAACUAUAAAGUAAUUUAAACCAUAGAUGAGCAGUAUGCAGAGUUAUCGAUUGGCGGAUUUUCAACCUUACGUCUAAUGGGAGAAAUUCCAAAAUUGAGUACGUUCGCAAUGAUGACGCACUUAUUAACUCAUAUUCGAUUUUAAGCUUGUUCAUUUCAACCACAAUAAAUUGUUGUGGUGUAGUGACAAGCUUUCCUUGACGACAGCGUGGAGAAUGCGUCAUUGAUGACAAUUUUUUUCAUUCUUCUUUUUCAGUGUAAAUAUAUUUUCCUGUCUACUGUAGGUAGAUUUCAGUUUUAAAGAACCAAUAAUAGGUACCUAUCAUAUUAUAUUCUAUCCGAAUGAAUCGUGUAUAUUUCAUUGGGUUCAAUUUGUAAAUCCGUUAUUUUAUAAACAUCACAUCAAUAUUAAACUUAGUUUGCCAAAAUAUAAGGCUCAAAGGCAGUGUCUGAUAACUUGCAACACUUAUAAUUUCAGUUGCCAUUAAAACUAAUACUUAUUAAUAUGUUAUAUGAGGCGAUUAGUAAUAUCGAAGUAACCGUGUAAUGGUGUAGUUGUAGAUUAAGAUAUUUAUUCUUAGGUAAUAUCAGAAACUUUAUAUCGGAUUCUACAGUGAUAUUAUUAUUUAACUCCCUUGUAUAUCUUGUUUGAUUGUGAUAAGCUUGUUGCAAAUAAACCUUUUUUAAA